Molecule: messenger RNA, 3834 nt
Organism: Symbiodinium sp. CCMP2456
Lineage: Eukaryota; Dinophyceae; Suessiales; Symbiodiniaceae
Source: the annotation of a GenBank genome assembly
AUGGCUGGUGCUCUGGAGACAUCGCUCAGGCCGACACCGCAGCGUACGCAGAAGCCGACAGCGGCGCAGUGCACGGCCAGGCUUUUCAACAAAUCUAGGAAGAGCAAGCCGAAGCUCGGAGCUUCCAAGGAAGAGUCUUACUUGAAGCCUCAGAUGCUGGACCAGGAUGGUUUUGAGCCGUCAGCUUCCGAAGCGAGGUGGCAGUUGCUGCGGCAAAUUCAGCUGUCGCGGUCUGACAAAAAGGAGGAAGAAAACUACGAGCAGGGAGCCACGGAGAGUCCUGCAGCCGUGUCCUUGGCGGCGGAUGCAGAUGCAGUCUAUGCAGCAAAAAUCCAUGCGUUACCACGUGUUGUGCGUGAGCACAGCGUGAUGUCCAAUGGAGCUGCAGUCGAUCCAAACAUCGGUGCAGGGAAGGUUUCACGAUUCGCAAGGCGGCUUCUGGACCAGAUCAGGCUGAGCCGCCUGGAGCAGGGUGCAGCUCAGCAGCUCCAGGCAGCACAGCCAACUGCUCAAUUUGCUGCUGAUGCCAUGACCUCACAAGAAGAGUUCGGACUGCCCCGGCAAGAGGUGGACGUGGCCCGCCAGGAACACGCAGUGCCCCGCUGUGACCUGGAGGAGAUUUUCACCGACCGGGACUACUUGAGGUAUCUAAUUUCUCAAACAGGUAUGCUGCGGACCGGCCAGCGCGCCGUCGCCGUGGCCUUUUCGGGAAUUGGAUCCGGGCGCAAAUGCCAGUGUGAGAAAACGGGCGUGGCCGUGGAAGGCAAGUACAAGGAGCAGACCGGGCAGCACCGGAGGCACGUCGGAUUGGAAUGUGGCAGCCGCGUGGUUAGCAGGUCCACUUGCCAGCUGCGAUACUCACUCUGUGGGAAAGCUGCAGAUGAACCGGAUUGCAGAGCCAUGCAAGAGCUGCGGUGUCCGGGCUUCGAUGUGUUGGAUGUUUGGAUGCUUGGGGUCUUGGAUGUUCUCCUUUCGAUCCUUCGGAAGCAGAUGCCUUCGGUGUUUGAUGCGGCGCUGCGCAGCAAAAGUGCCAUAGGCGUUGCGGCAUUGUGGCAGUACCUCGCCGUGAUAUCCUGUUCAAAGCUGAAUGCAUUUCGCCGGGGUCUUGAAGUAUCGCACGAUUGGUCCGCAUCCCGCUACUACACCACAGCUUUUAUCAGAGACAGUGACUGCCGAGAGGACGACAGCGGAGCUGUCAUCGAUAUCACUUCUGACCCGGAGACUCCGGUCAAGAAGGUCCUACGAUGCGCUGAAGUCCCAACGCCGCCACCACUUCCUGCUAGGAGAUCGGCGACCUUCAGCCACCUUCCGCCGCAAGAGGUCGCGGCACCACGCAGCCGCCAGUCCAGCUUGCUACUUUGGGCUCAAUCGGGCGACGGCACCUCGAAGAGGCCUCGACGCCUGACGGCACAGGAGGCUAUCGCACGGCGGCGGGAAAGGCGCGAGCGCAACGCCGACCUCAGAUCCGGAGACCGGCCCCUGCCACCUCCUGUAGUGGGCUACGAUGCCGGCAUAGAGCGGCUGUGCGUGAAGACGGAAGUAGAAGGCGUGGACGUCCAGUUCCCAGUUCAACCCCUCGAUGCGCAACGUCUCGUCAUGGCGGCGGCUAUGCGUGCCAUGAGGGAGCAGAGCGUGGCCUUCGUCGAAAGCCCCACAGGCACCGGCAAGACCCUGGCUUUGCUGUCAGCAAGUCUGGCCUACCAGCACUUCCAGCAAAAGUCUGCCGAGGCAGUGAGCACCAGCGAAAGCAACGCGCAUGUUCCCAGAGUUGUCUGGAUUGCGCGGACGCACGACCAGCUGCAGCAUGCCGUUGCAGAGUUGAGGAGAGUUCCCUACCGUCCGCUUGAAGCAUUACGAAUCUCUCGAGAGCGGUUUUGCUUGCACCCGUUUGUGCAAGCAGCGCAAGACAAGUCGACGGCAUGCGAGAUGGCGACCAUGACUCGAAAUGGCAGCGCCUUGGGAGGAGGCAUUUCUGGAUGUGAGCACCUGGACAAUGCCGAAGCAAUCGGCUACCCGACGAUCAAAGAGCAUCGGUCGAAGUUCGAGGCAGGAGGGAAGCUAGCGGUCUACGACAUCGAGGACCUAGUCAAGGACGGCCACGAGACCCGCACCUGCCCGUACCAUGCCGCCUUGGACCUGACGGCCGAGGGAGCGGGCCUUGUCCUUGCGACAUAUCCGCAGCUUUUAGAUCCCUGUGUGCGGGAGACCAGCAGUUUCAGCACCGUGCUUCAGGAUGCCAUCGUCGUCAUUGACGAGGCCCAUAACAUUCCACAGGCUGCCCGGGAUGCGGCCACGUUCCGGGGCACUCUCUCCGACCUGCACCUUCUCAUCUCAAAGCUUCAGGGCCUGGCCCAGGCCACGGCCGAACGGGAGGCUGUCGAUCUCGCAGAGCGCGUUUGCUGGGCGGUCACCCGGCUCUACGAAUGGCUGAAAGUUGCCUCCGACACCCCAGCGAAGCAGGCCGUCGUGUGCCUGGCCGAGCUGAAGUCAGGAGAAUUGCGUGACACAGGUGGCAAGGGCUGCCUCGCUCUUGUGACGCACGUUGCAGGACUCGAGAGUGCAAAGGAAGUGGAUCGUCUCGUUCGGCUGCUUCGGGUCCUCCGAAGACGCUUCAUCGAACAUGGCCUCGAAGGUUGGGCCGUGCGCUCCUCUGCAGUGAACGAGAUGGAUCUGUUUCUGCGCAAGAUGGUCCUGGUUCUGGAGGAGGGGGGCCGAGGUGGCUAUGCCCUCAUCCUCAAGAAGGCGACUACGGGCAGUCCCUCUUUGGCGAUGGUCAGCCUCAGUGGGGCCGUGGCCUUUCAAGCAGCAGCUCAUGCAUGCCAUUCCGUCAUCUUGGCCAGUGGAACAUUGGCUCCGUUCAAGCUUCUCCAGCGGGAGCUGGGUGUCGGGCAAGGAUCUCAAUAUGAGUUCUUUGCCAGAUCUCCAGUCACCGUGGAGGUCGGACAGUCGGAGGGCAUUGGCAGCCGCCUUCGCGUAUUGGCCUUGGGCUCUGUGGAUGGACAAAGGCUGUCAUCAACACGCAGCUUCCGUGCCCAGCAGCUGGACAAGUACCUGGAUGGGAUUGGGACCGUCGUUCGGAUACUUCUCCCAGCCGUGCCGAAUGGCAAGCUCUUCUUCUUCCCUUCUCAUGAGCAGCUUCAGGAUGCCAUUCGUCAUUGGAGGCACUGUGGCCUCCUCGAGCGAGGCAAAGGUGGUGCAGAGUCCCUUUGCGGCGUCCCGGCAAUGGUGGAAGCGUCUGGACUUAGCAGUGAAGCCUCUGCCGAACUGGUCGCGCGAUACCGGACUGCAGCCCGUGAUGCCGCUGGUGCUGUGCUGCUAGCCGUGAUGCGCGGUCGCUGCGCUGAGGGCGCUGACUUUAAGGAUGAAGCCGCACGAGCAGUUGUGGUCGUGGGCGUCCCCUUCCCAAGCCUGGAGACCGAAGUGGUGCUCAAAAUGGAGUAUGAGCGAGAGAACAAGGAUGCCUGGUACCAGGCGGAAGCCUACAGGUCUGUAUCACAGGCUGCUGGGCGACUGCUUCGGCACCAGGCCGACUAUGGUAGCUUGCUCCUCCUGGACAGCCGCUUCGCAGCAGAAGGCCCUCCUACGCAGCUCUCGGGUUGGCUGCAGCGCGAACUUCGGAGCCAGCGGCCUCUGGGUCGCGGCGCGCGCGGAGAGGUGACCAGCCGAUCGCUGGAGGAUGUGUCGGAAGAUUUGAGCACAUUCUUCCUGCGGAAUGAGUCGGCGGUGGAGGUGAAGAAAAGCUCCAUGUGUUGCCACCCACGGAGCAGUGCUCAGGCCCUAUCAUGGCCCGAUAAGCAAGAAAUUCAGGUUGCUAGUAGGCACUGCAGCAGAUGA